Messenger RNA from Drosophila willistoni, 1798 nucleotides. RefSeq names its product transcription factor Ouib. The record is from RefSeq and is a predicted model, not a curated record. The coding region runs from base 69 to 1253 and encodes 394 amino acids. Gene Ontology annotation, molecular function: RNA polymerase II cis-regulatory region sequence-specific DNA binding; zinc ion binding; DNA-binding transcription factor activity. The transcript is spliced from 3 exons. Lineage: Eukaryota; Metazoa; Arthropoda; Insecta; Diptera; Drosophilidae. Gene Ontology annotation, cellular component: nucleus. Gene Ontology annotation, biological process: regulation of transcription by RNA polymerase II.
CUGAGCCUUGGUUAUAACGGUUUGUUUUGCUUAUGGAGUGAAGAAUUUUAUAUUGCUUAUGUUCCAAAAUGACGCGACAAUGUCGAACUUGCGGUGGCGUCAUUUACAACCGCAAAGCAAAAAAUCUUUUCCAGAUGGAGAAUGCUGAUAUUCUGGUCAACAUUGAGAUGAUCUCAGGGAUGACGCUGCUUAACGAGCCAGAUUUGCCAAACUCUAUCUGUGCCUGCUGUCUGCUAGAUCUGAAUCAAGCCGUAGUAUUCCGGGAGCGAUGCAACAAGACACAGGAACAUUUUCUACAGCGUCGUGAAUGGCAAUCUUCUAACGAUGAUGAGGUUAAGGAAGCAAUAGAUAUAGAGCCAAACGAUGGAUUGCAACUUCUAGACAAUGAUAUUGCUGAUUUUGAGGUGGAGGAUAUGCUUGAUUACUCGGAAAGGGACAUGUACAGUACCAAUAGAGAUACGGAGGCGGAUGAAGAUGACGGAACGGCUCAAGAUGCUGAGCUGACUGAAGAAGCCGAAAACUUAAUCUCGGCUAUGCAAAAAGAAAUGCUUAGUUUCUGCGACGAUAUCAGUGAUCAUCAAGAUACCAACGACGAGGAGGAAUCCACUUCGUCGCCACCAACUAAAACAAUUACAAAGGCGCCACGAAAAACAAAUGCCACCAAAGCAGUUAAAAAGGACACUGAGGUGACGGCAGUCCAACGAAAACCUUACAAGUCCUGGAAAAAUUUAACAGAGGAAGAAGCUCUCGAACGUAAGAGGGAACAGCGUCGCCGCGAUUGCGUCUGUGAGCAGUGUGGUCGUCACUUCACCGACCAGAGCAACUUCAAGCUCCAUAUGUUGCGGCACACGGGCGUCAAGAACUUUGCCUGCCCAGAGUGUGGCAAGAGUUUCUACACCGAACCUCUAAUGACUCUGCACGUACGGAUUGUACAUAAUAGGGAGAAGCCCUAUGUCUGUAAAUACUGCGGUAAAAGCUUUCACAACAGCACAUCGCGUAUAAUCCAUGAAAGGAUCCAUACUAAUGCCCGCCCAUAUAGCUGUGAGUAUUGCGAAAAGACGUUUAUUUCGGCUUCUGGACGCAAACGACAUGAAUUGGUACACAAUGGUGCCCGUCCCUUUUACUGCGCCACCUGCGAUCAACCAUUUCAACGAAGUACUCACCUAAAGGCACACUUAAAAUCUAAGUUGCAUAUAAAUAGAGCUAGUCGCCAGCGUCACAAAUCUCAGUUGGAAGAAACGGAAUCUCAGUAAUUAAUAAGAAAAUAACGGCCAGACAAGUUGUAAAAUUAAAAAGGGGCAGAUAGAAAUUGUAGAUAAAGGACUUGUCAAUCAAAUACUGAACUUAUUAAACAUGAGUAAUUCAAUAGUUUACUGCCAACAAUUGAGAUUUACGGUUUAUGUACAAAUUUUGUAAAUGAAAGACUUAAGGGCAACUAUUAGCAACAGAGUGGCACUGCAUUUUUUUUAAAUUGCCCAUUUACAUAAUAACCAUUUAUCAUAACGAAAAGAUGUUUAAAUUUUGCAAAUCGUAAAAUGAUUCUCUCAGUUAUAGGCGGCUAGCGUUAAAAUUUAUGUUAUAAUUGUAAAUAUUUUCAAAAAUGUUAAAGUUUCUCUGAAUUUUGGCCAAUUUCCAACCGAUAUCGAAAAGUAAUAGCUUAGUUUUUGAAAAUUUGUAAUAUAUUAAAAUGCCAUCAAAACAAAGGUAGAGAAAAUUUUGAUUCUAUAUUUGAAAACUUGAACCAAAAAUGUAUAAAACUUCGGUUUUUGUAGUGCCAAAUAAAGGUCAAAGCAUCAUA